AUGUCUACCCCCCUGAGGCGGCUUAGUUUCGGGGUCGAGAUCGAGGUUGUUGGCGAGCCCUGGAAAGUAAGGGAGGGUUGGAGGCCCCAGCAGUAUUACGACAGACUUCAAAAAGCCUUGGAGAACCGAGGUCUUGCAGCAUCAGUUGACCGACCCGAUCACUAUGAUAAAUGGUUCAUCACAACUGAUGCAUCCCUUCACGCUGUGGAGCCACAAGUGAGCUUGGAAGCCGUCUCGCCAAAAAUGACGCUAAAUGGAGACUACGCAGAUCAAAUCAAAUUGUUCUGGGAGUCUUUGAGGAUUGUGUUCAAAGUUCAGAUGAACCCAUCAGCCGGGACCCACAUUCACAUCGGAUCUCUGGGUGCGAACUUCAGUCUCGAUGAUGCCAAACGAAUCGCUUUUGCGGCGUGUAUCUAUGAGCCAUAUGUCUUUUCUCUCCUACCUACAGCACGGCGAGAUAAUCCAUAUUGUGUACGCAACUCAAAACGACCGGGCAGAAUGAGGGAAUUGUUCGAACAGCGCACCCCUGCCGCCUUGCGGCUGAUCUCAAACGACAUCAAGGCAUGCGCAGACUUUAGUCAGUUGGUCGUAUAUAUGCAAGGAAGUGGACAAGACGUGAAGAGUAGAAGAACGCUUUGGAAUUUCCAGAAUUUGGCACGAGGACCAACCGCUGGGUAUCCACCAACCUAUACGGUUGAGUUUCGGGGCGGCCGGCAUAUGCGAGGGCAUUUGAGGACGCUGGCUUGGCUUUCUUUUGCCGUCACGUUCAUUGCCAUGGCACUGCAAGAAAAUCUUGUAAACUCUCCAGGGCCAUAUUGUGUCUCUCACAAUGGAAAGGCUGCAGAAGUAGCCCGGUUCUGGACGAAAUUGAGGAGCAGUGCAAAGCUUCUGAAAAUUGAUGAACAUCUGCCAAGUAGCUUCAAGAUGAUGAGUGAGAAGGAGCCCUGGGCGUGA
Messenger RNA from Hyaloscypha bicolor E, 954 nucleotides. RefSeq lists its product as uncharacterized. NCBI's taxonomy places the organism in Eukaryota, Fungi, Ascomycota, Leotiomycetes, Helotiales, Hyaloscyphaceae. The transcript is spliced from 3 exons. The coding region runs from base 1 to 954 and encodes 317 amino acids. The record is from RefSeq and is a predicted model, not a curated record.